UGUUGUUCAACAUGGCGGCACCACGUUUGCAGCCCGUGUCCAUCUUCAAGCAAGGUGCGGGAGAGGAGAAGGCUGAAACGGCAAGGACAUCAUCAUUUAUUGGUGCUAUUGCUGUUGGAGAUCUUGUGAAGUCAACCCUUGGCCCUAAAGGAAUGGACAAGAUUCUCGUGUCUGGGAACAGUGUUACCAUCACUAACGAUGGAGCUACCAUAUUGAAAUCAUUGGGUUUGAAUAAUCCAGCUGCUAAACUGUUAGUAGAGAUAUCUAAGGUGCAAGAUGACGAGGUGGGAGAUGGAACUACAAGUGUGACCGUCCUGGCCGCUGAGCUGCUGAGAGAAGCCGAGCAGUUGAUAGCACAGAAGAUACAUCCUCAGACAAUAAUUGCAGGUUGGCGCAAGGCCGUAGAAGCAGCACGCGAUGCUCUUACAGCUGCUGCUAGCGACAACAGUGGUGACAGUGAAAAGUUUCGUCGUGAUCUAUUGAACAUUGCUCACACUACGUUUAGCUCUAAGAUUCUUCAUCAGCACGAGGGCUUUGCACAGCUGGCUGUAGAUGCUGUGCUGAGACUGAAAGGUAGCACGAAUCUUGAAGCCAUCAAAGUACUGAAAAGACUAGGAGGAUCACUCAGUGAGUCGUAUCUUGAUGAGGGAUUUCUUUUAGAGAAAAAGGUGGGUGUGAACCAGCCUAAGAAAGUUGAGAAUGCUCGUAUUCUCAUUGCCAACACACCCAUGGACACAGACAAGAUCAAAGUGUUUGGUUCUCGUGUUCGAGUGGAUUCUACUGCCAAAGUGGCUGAAUUGGAACGAGCUGAGAAGGAAAAGAUGAAGCGGAAAGUUGAGAAGAUCCUUACUCAUGACAUCAAUGUGUUUAUCAAUCGUCAACUUAUUUAUAACUAUCCUGAACAAUUGUUUGCUGAUCGUGGUGUAAUGGCUAUAGAACAUGCUGACUUUGAAGGUAUCGAACAACUUGCUCGAGUCUUGGGAGGAGAGAUUGUGUCUACAUUUGAUCAUCCUGAGUUAGUGAAAUUAGGCAAGUGUGAUCUCAUUGAGGAGGUCAUGAUAGGAGAGGACAAACUUCUAAGAUUCUCUGGAGUUGCUCUUGGUGAAGCUUGCACUGUUGUUUUACGUGGUGCCACUCAGCAAAUCCUUGAUGAGGCUGAGCGUUCUUUGCACGAUGCUCUUUGCGUGUUAUCACAGACUGUUAGAGAAUCACGUGUCGUCUAUGGUGGUGGCUGCUCAGAAGUUCUAAUGGCAAAUGCAGUACGUGAGCUGGCGGCCAAGACUGCUGGGAAAGAGUCGGUUGCUAUGGAUGCAUUUGUUCGUGCUUUAUGUCAGUUGCCUGCCAUCAUCGCUGACAAUGCAGGUUAUGAUAGCGCUGAUCUCGUGGCACAACUGAAAGCUGCUCACAUGGAGAAGAAGGGUACUGCCGGACUGGAUAUGAUUAAUGGGACUGUGGGUGACAUGGCUGCUAUGGGAGUGACAGAGUCUUACCUUGUCAAACGCCAGGUCCUUAUAUCGGCAGCUGAAGCAGCUGAAAUGUUGUUGCGUGUUGAUGACAUUAUUUCAUGUGCCCCGCGACCAAGACAACGCGAUCACGGACAUUAGAAUUGUGAACUCCAUGUUGACUAAUGGACAUUCAGUUAGUUUUCAUUCUUUGUUUGUGGUGUUAAAUGUAGUUUCUGUUGGUUGUGCAAUAAGAAUGGUUGCUUGUGUGCUCAA
This is a messenger RNA of Corticium candelabrum, 1718 nucleotides long. RefSeq names its product T-complex protein 1 subunit beta-like. Lineage: Eukaryota; Metazoa; Porifera; Homoscleromorpha; Homosclerophorida; Plakinidae. The record is from RefSeq and is a predicted model, not a curated record. Gene Ontology annotation, cellular component: chaperonin-containing T-complex; cytosol. Bases 12 to 1604 code for a protein of 530 amino acids. The transcript is spliced from 5 exons. Gene Ontology annotation, biological process: protein folding. Gene Ontology annotation, molecular function: ATP-dependent protein folding chaperone; ATP hydrolysis activity; ATP binding.